Messenger RNA from Corvus hawaiiensis (hawaiian crow), 5343 nucleotides. It is a transcript of the gene EHBP1, whose product is annotated as EH domain binding protein 1. NCBI's taxonomy places the organism in Eukaryota, Metazoa, Chordata, Aves, Passeriformes, Corvidae. The transcript is spliced from 23 exons. The coding region runs from base 572 to 3976 and encodes 1134 amino acids. Gene Ontology annotation, molecular function: protein binding. The record is from RefSeq and is a predicted model, not a curated record.
AGGCGCGGCGCGGCGCAGCGCCGGUAGGAGAGCGAUGGUGGCGGCGUGAGGCGCGCUGCGAGCCGCGCUGUCUGCCCGGCCGGCGCGGAGAGCGGCGGGGGAGCGGUGCUCGCCAUGAGGCUGCGGGAGGAUGGGGACAGCCGCAGGGCGCUGCCGGCGGAGGGGCUGCUGCAGUAAUGGGCAGCGGCAGCGCUGACUCUCGCCUGCCGUGUGGUGCCAGCGCGCCCGCCCGGCGGGACCGCCCGCGAGGAGCCGGCGGCAGUCCUGCAGUCUUCCCUUCAUCUACUGUGUGAAGAAUGAUGAUUCCAUGAGAGAACUUCCUUUCCAUUACCUGUCUACUGCUACUGCAUGCUGCUCCUGGCCAGUGAUGAGCCAUUCUGCUAGACUGGGAUUUACCCUGAGGAGGGGAGAGGCAGAAUAUGAAUUGUAGACAUCCCGUCAAGUUCCUCACACACUCUUUUUACUGUGUCUGUAUAUAAAUCUGCUAGUAUCAAGCACACACGCUCUUUGAAACCUACAUUGGUAUUCACACAGCUUCUGCUGUCUAAGAGGACUGGUAUUUCUCACCAUCAUGGCUUCAGUUUGGAAAAGACUGCAGCGUGUUGGGAAACAUGCAUCCAAGUUCCAGUUUGUGGCCUCUUACCAGGAAUUGAUGGUUGAGUGCACAAAAAAAUGGCAGCCAGAUAAACUAGUGGUGGUUUGGACAAGAAGAAGCAGAAGAAAAUCCUCUAAGGCACACAGCUGGCAGCCUGGCAUCAAGAACCCAUACCGUGGGGUGGUGGUGUGGCCUGUACCUGAAAAUGUUGAAAUUACUGUGACUCUCUUCAAGGAUCCCCACGCUGAAGAGUUUGAAGACAAGGAAUGGAUGUUUGUCAUAGAGAAUGAAUCUCCUUCUGGACGUAGAAAAGCGCUUGCCACCAGCAGCAUCAACAUGAAGCAAUAUGCCAGCCCCAUGCCUACACAGACAGAUGUCAGGUUAAAAUUCAAGCCUUUGUCUAAGAAAGUGGUAUCUGCCACACUACAGUUCUCCUUAUCUUGUAUUUUCCUGAGGGAAGGAAAAGCCACGGAUGAAGACAUGCAAAGCCUGGCUAGUUUGAUGAGUAUGAAACAAGCUGAUAUUGGUAACCUAGAUGAUUUUGAGGAAGACAAUGAAGAAGAUGAAGAAAACAGAGUGAAUCAAGAGGAAAAGGCUGCAAAAAUUACAGAAAUUGUAAACCAGUUGAAUGCUCUGAGCAGCUUAGAUGAAGAUCAAGAUGACUGCAUAAAGCGAGCAAAUAUGCCUUCAGCUAAAUCAGCCAGUUCCUCUGAAGAGCUUAUCAAUAAGCUUAAUUUUCUGGAUGAAGGGGAGCAAGACCUGGCCAACUCUAGCACGAACCCUUUUGGUGAUCCUGACGCAGCAGAAUUAAAUCCAUUUGGAGACCCCGAUGUAGAAGAACUUCACACUGAAAUGGCUUCGUCUUCAAAGCCAGAAGAAAGUUCCUGUGCUGACAGUUACAAUCCCUUCAAGGAUGAAGAUACCCCGGAGUACUUAAACCCAUUUGAUGAGCCAGAUCAUGCACCCAAAGCACCUGGAAGCGUAAGAGAUUCUCCUCCACAACCUGCAAAAAGGAAAAACGUCAGGCCAGUGGAUAUGAGCAAAUACCUCUAUGCAGAUACCUCUAAAGCUGAGGAGGAAGAGCUGGAUGAAUCAAAUCCAUUUUAUGAACCAAAAUCAAGUCCUGCUUUAAUUAAAGUUGCUCGGCAAGAACCAGAGAAGAAGAUGAAAAGAAAGGCUCCUGAACCCCCAAACCUCUUGCCAAAGACGGAGAUGGGCAUGGGUGAGAACAUGUCAGCAAUUCCUGCAUCGAGGGAGCUUUCCUCCUCUCCUAAGCCAAGCCCAAUACCAAGUCCUGUUUUGGGGAGAAAGCCAAACGCUAGUCAGUCAUUGCUCGUGUGGUGCAAAGAAGUUACAAAAAACUAUAGGGGAGUGAAAAUCACCAAUUUUACCACGUCGUGGAGAAAUGGCUUAUCCUUUUGUGCAAUAUUACAUCACUUUAGACCAGACCUAAUUGACUACAAGUCCCUGAAUCCUCAAGAUAUUAAAGAGAACAACAAAAAGGCAUACGACGGGUUUGCCAGCUUGGGAAUAUCACGAUUGCUGGAGCCUUCAGACAUGGUUUUGUUAGCCAUCCCUGACAAACUCACUGUUAUGACCUAUCUCUAUCAGAUAAGGGCACAUUUCUGUGGCCAGGAAUUGAACGUGGUUCAGAUAGAGGAGAACAGCAGUAAAAGCACAUACAAAGUGGGGAACUACGAAACGGACACAAACAGUUCUGUCGACCAGGAAAAGUUCUACGCGGAGCUGAAUGACCUGAACCGGGAGCCCGAGCUGCACCCACCAGACAGUGGUUUGGCAGACUUUGCCUCUCAGGAUGACUCUGUGUUUGUAAACGACAGCGGUGUUGGUGAAUCUGAGAGUGAGCAUCAGACUCCUGAUGACCAUUUGAGCCCAAGCACAGCUUCCCCUUCUUCACGCAGGACUCGAAGUGACACGGAUCCACAGAAAUCCCAGCAGAGCUCUGGAAGGACUUCUGCGUCUGAAGAAAUUGGGAAGUGUAGCAGUACAGACACAACACAAGUGCAGCCUGUGUUGGGAAGGAAGAAAUUGCUGAUAACUGACACUUUAGACUUCAGUGACUUAGCACAUGUCAGUGAUCAAAAAGAGGAUAUGUCUCCCACAGUUGCUUGUGAAGAUAACAACAAGAAGAGACACCAGAGCUUAGACAGUACCCCUGGUUUCUCAGAGCAAGAAAAGCUGGGAUGGAUAGGAUCCACAGAGAGCACAAGAGCAGAUCCCAGUUCACCUGUCACAAAACCAAGUUUAUCUCCUACUUCUAAGCCUGGAUACUCCUAUAAUAUGGAUACAGAUCUUGCGAAGAAACCACAUGCUUCUCCGAGGCAAACAGAAUCUGAUUCUGACAGCGAUGCCAGAACAGCUGUAAAUCAUGCAGACCAAACUGCCAAAACAGCCCAGCAACGUAUGUUGUCAAGACAGGAGGAACUUAAAGAACGAGCAAGAGUUCUGCUUGAGCAAGCAAGAAGAGAUGCAGCUUUAAAGGCAGGGAAUAAACAACUAACCAGUACCCUCAUCCCAGCCCGCAAUAAGCAGCUGAACGACCAGCAAGAUGAAGAGCGGCGUCGGCAGCUGAGAGAGAGAGCUCGUCAGCUAAUAGCAGAAGCUCGAUCUGGAGUGAAGAUGUCAGAACUUCCCAGCUACACUGAAAUGGCUGCAGAAAAGUUGAAAGAAAGGUCAAAGGCAUCUGGAGAUGAGGAUGAGGAUGAUGAUAAUAUUGAGAUAGAUACUAAUGAGGAGGCUCCUGAAUGCUCUGUUACUGGAGGUGGAGAUGAACUUACUAACCUAGAAAAUGACCUUGAUUCAACGGCAGAACAAAACAGUAAGUUGGUGGAUUUGAAGCUGAAGAAGCUCCUAGAAGCUCAGCCACAGGUGGCAAAUUCACUCUCCAGUGCUGCUCAGAAAACUGUAACAGAUAGCUCAGAGCAAGACAUAAAGCAGAAUGGAACAGAGGAACAUCGUGCUGAGCGAUCACAAAAAGCAGCAGAAUGGUUUAGAAAUCCCGUUGUGUUCAGCAAGGACUCGACUGUCAGGAAAACUCAGCUCCAGUCUUUCAGUCAAUACGUGGAGAGCAGACCAGAGAUGAAAAGGCAGAGAUCAAUACAGGAAGAUACAAAGAGAGGAAAUGAGGAGAAGGCUGCGAUAGCUGAGACUCAGAGGAAGCCAUCAGAAGAUGAAGUGCUUAAUAAAGGGUUCAAAGACACCAGUCAGUAUGUUGUAGGAGAAUUGGCAGCACUAGAGAAUGAGCAAAAGCAAAUUGACACCCGUGCCGCGCUGGUGGAGAAGCGCCUUCGCUAUCUCAUGGACACAGGAAGAAAAACAGAGGAAAAAAGAAACAAUUCUGGAUCUCCACAAGUUGGCUGAUGUGACCCUGUGCCACCUACCAGUGUGCUGGCUGUGACCCAGGACGUGAUACUCCAACAAGCUGAAAGAGAUGGCUGUCUCUGCUUUCUUUUGGCCUCCCAAGACAGCUGCCUGGUAGGGACCAAAUGGCAGGGAAGAGGAAUAUCUGCCUCACACCUGCUUUCUCCAAACUGCCUGCCACAAUGCCACCGUGCCCACCAGGCUCCCCUGGGAGGCAAUCCCAUCUCUGGCCCUCUCUCCAUGGAAUACCAGGACAGGAUAGUUAAGAUAGUUUUCUCUUCUUCAAAACAUCAUUAGGAUUGAAAAAAUGAAUCUCUUGCUUGCACAUUUUGCAUAAAUACAUGGUAAGUUAUCAAUUGAUGUUCAAAUAGCUUAAUUGAGUUUGAGGGGGGAAAGGUCAUUUAAUUGGUCUAUUGAAAUGUUAACAGAAACAGAUAUGGCAAGGGAUAGACUUUAAUGGCUGCAGUGUGGCACUGAUGUCUGCAUUCACUUGCAAAAUUGUUAAUUAGGGCACUUUGGUAGUUCAUUUGCUUUUGUAUUGAUGUGCUUAGUCCAACGAGAAAAAUUGGUAUUUACAUGGGGCAGCAGAGGUUCACCAUACAGUCGGGAAUGAGGAAAAUAUAGUGUAAAUCAGAACUGGGUUAUGAUUUGUGACAGUGUCUUCAUUAACAUCCUGCUGGUUAUGGCAGUCAUUUUCUAGUGGGUAAUGUAUUUUUGCACGUGAUUAAGUUUGAUAUGUUUGGUUUCACUUUUUUUUAAUCAUUGUAGUUGUGCACUUGAAUGAUAUAAUAAUGAUUUUUUUUAAAUUAGGCAUACAAAGCUUUUUUAGGCUAGAUUAGAACAAAAUGUACAGCAAAACAGGGAAUUACAUAUCUGUGUUCGAUGAGCCCUGGAAGAAGGUGUUAUCUCCUUAAAUGCAUACCAAAAGAAUAUAUUCAGUUGCAAUUCCUGGCCCACAGUCAUCAGAGCCAGUGAAAUUACAAAACCACUCCUUAGUACUGCUUUAGUUCCAUCGAGCCUCCCUUACAGAACAUAAACCUUUAAGGUUUUGGCAUUUUGUGUGUGGGAAUGGCAAAAUUGCAUGGAGUGUCCACUAGCAUUUUUUGAGGGCAGUAAUUGCAGGGAUUAAUCCGGGUACUGUUUCCUAAUAGACUUGCUGGAUGCAAAGCUUUCUAUUUGCCUUGGCUGGAAGAAGGCCGGAUUGAGUACAGUUUAUAAUAAUACACUAUACCCUAGGUACUUUGUAUAAACAGAGGCAGCAAGAAAAAAAAGGGGAAAUGCAAGUGGCUAUGAAUCAUCACUUUUACACCAGGCAUCCUCCUUGUCCUACCAGAACAAGCUGGGAGAGGACAUUUUGCAGCAAGUAA